This is a messenger RNA of Aethina tumida (small hive beetle), 202 nucleotides long. RefSeq names its product dolichyl-diphosphooligosaccharide--protein glycosyltransferase subunit 4. The record is from RefSeq and is a predicted model, not a curated record. The transcript has a single exon. Gene Ontology annotation, cellular component: oligosaccharyltransferase complex. NCBI's taxonomy places the organism in Eukaryota, Metazoa, Arthropoda, Insecta, Coleoptera, Nitidulidae. Bases 1 to 108 code for a protein of 35 amino acids.
AUGGUUACAGAUGUUCACUUGGCUAUUCUUUCCAACGCCUUAGGAGUGGUGCUUUUUAUGUUAGUUGUACUGUUCCAUUACAUAAAUGCCAAUUAUUCUAGACAAUAGCAGGGACCCUCUAUGUGUAUAUUAAAAUCAAUCCUAACUUAUAAUCACACAUUGUGAUCAUGUAUGUGUUACGAUAAAUAAACUUUUAUAUGUA